GUUUACAGAAGUGAGGAGAAGAGGGAGACAUGCUCCAGAACAAGGGGAAAGAGUUGUCUUUCAGGCGAAAAAACACCGGUGAAGAGGCUAUGAGGCAGAGUCCAGUAAGACUAAGUGGUGAGAAGCAAACCGCAAUGGUGAUCUCUAAUAGCUUUAGUGGCUUAGAGGGAGAGGUUGAGGCUCAAGAGCUGAACUUUCCGGGUGGGAAUGUUGCAAGAGAAGAGAAUAAGGAGAAUGAGGAUAUUCUGAACAUCUCCAUGCAAGAGGUGAAGCAGGAGUUCUCUCUUCUGGGAAAACUUAUAGUAGAACAUGAGAAUGUGGGCAGAGCAAGAGGUGCUUAUAAGUUUUCGGGUACAGGUGAGAUUGGGGAGAUAAGACAGGUGCAGACCCGUGAAGUAGAGGGGGAGCUGGUUGGUGGUCUCCCUCAAAUGAUGGUACAUCUAUGGAUCUGGUUCCCCAAGCGAGACAACCAGACCAUGUUGUGGAUGUGGGCAAAUAACAAUUUGCCUCGGACGGCUAAAACUCCAGAAGGUUUCACUCUCUUGGUGAAGCUGUGGUGGCAAGGCGACGGUUCGGUGACGGUGGCGUCUUCUUGUUCAUAGAGAUGAUGAAGACAAGAUUAGGAGAAGCUUCCUUAUAAGUUGCUUCCAGGUGACCCUCGUCCGAGCCCUCUUUUUGUUGAUAUUUUCAAAGUUUUUUGGCAAUUGCGGCGGUAGAUUUCGGCGGCAAUGGGUGUUUUAAUCAGCAGAGACUCACGAAUAAGGCCGCUUGCCUUGA
Messenger RNA from Arabidopsis arenosa, 777 nucleotides. Lineage: Eukaryota; Viridiplantae; Streptophyta; Magnoliopsida; Brassicales; Brassicaceae. The record is from the annotation of a GenBank genome assembly.